GGCGUUCCAUAUGUACUAAUUCUUGGUUAUCACCCCUUGAUUUCAAUGCAUUGUCAGUUGUUUGGGUUUUUACAGUCAAGACACAAUCAGCUUAGUAUCAAUGCAGUCACGUGUGAUAUGUCGACAUCGAGCGAGUACUACUCAUACAAAGAAUAUGUCAAUCUGGAGCGAGAACUCUUACCAAUGAUAUGUCAGGCUGGAGCAAUAAGUCAUUCAAAUGAAAUAAUGCGUCUAAAUUGAACAAGAAGGCAUGUUACAUUAUAUGUAAAACGAGCGUCAACUCAUACAUUUAGGGUAUGUCAAUCGGAAGUGAAUACUCAUUUACUUUUACAAACAGGUUUGUCAACUUGGUACUCAUAAAAAUAGUACUAAUAGUAACACCUUAAUUGUGCCAUACAUCUAGGACUAUUAUACUAGUAUCAUGAUAGUCCCAGAAUACAUUUAGUGAAGGAUUUUCGCACAAGCGAUUCUAAAUAAAACACUUAACAUCUUUAAAAGAAUACAUACUGACAUGACGGAUGUUAAAUCUUCGCAUGAAGAAUGUGGGGACACGUCGAGGGACACGUAUCCAGAUAGCUGGAACUUGCAAAAUCACAUGAAAACACCAGCGAAUGGUUAUAACACUCAUCAAUGUGACAUUUGUGAUGAAACAUUUAAUGAGCUUGAUAACUUGGAAAAACACAGGAUGGUACACAUCGACAAACCGCAUCAAUGUUAUAUAUGUGAUAAAGCGUUCAAGAAGCUUGGUAACUUGAACAAACACAUGAAAAUACACACUGAAGAUAAACCACAUGCAUGUGAUAUAUGUGGUAAAAGGUUUAUUCAUCAUUGUUACAUGCAGUAUCAUAUGAGAACACAUGAUGGCGAUAAACCCUAUGAUAAACCUCAUCGAUGUAAUAUAUGUGAUAAAGCUUUCUAUCAACUUGGUAACUUGAACAAACAUAUGAAAGUACACACUGGAGAUAAACCACAUGCAUGUGAUAUAUGUGGUAAAAGGUUUACGCAUCAUUGUUACAUGCAGUAUCAUAUGAGAACACACACUGGAGAUAAACCUUAUGAAUGUGAUAUAUGUCAUAAAAGGUUUAGUCUGCUUAGUAGCGUUCAAAAACACAAAAGAACACACACUGGCGAUAAACCGUAUCAAUGUGAUAUAUGUGGUAAAAGAUUAGGUCACUUAAAUACUUUAAGGAAACACACGAGAGCACACACUGCCGAUAAACCUGAUCAAUCUGGUAUCCUUGAUAAUAGUAGCUUUCAAAAUCAAUCGGGAACACAAACAGGUGAUAAACCUUUAUUUGGUAAUUUGUUAAGUGAUCACAAUGCCUAUCGUACAGACUCGAGAACACAUACUGGUGAUAAACCUUACAAAUGUGAUAUAUGUGGUCAAGGAUUUAGUCAUCUUUAUAGCUUAGAGAGACACACGAGAAAGCAUACUGGUGAUAAACCUUAUAAAUGUGGUGUUUGUGGAAAAGAAUUUAGUCGAAAAUAUGUUCUUGAAAGGCACGUAACAAUACACUCAAGUAAUAAACCGUGUUCAUGUGAUGUAUGUGGUAAGCAGUUUAUUGAUAAACAUAAUUUGCGUAUACACAUGAGGUUACAUACUGGUGAUAAACCUUUUAAAUGUGGUGUGUGCGACAAAACAUUUUGUCGCGUUGAUUACCUUCAGAAACACAUGAGAACACAUACUGGUGAUAAACCGUACAAGUGCGAUGUUUGUGGUAAAGAAUUUAGUGAUCAUUGUGCCUAUAAUAGACACGUGAGAAUACACACUGGAGACAAACAUAAAAAAUGUGACGUGUGUGGUCAAGAGUUUGGUCGAAAAGAAGCUCUACAAAGGCACAUGAAAACACACACUAGCGAUUAAUCAUCUAUAUGUGACGUGUGUUCGAGAGUUUGGUUGAAAAGAAGCUACACAAAGGCACAUGAAAACACACACUAGCGAUUAAUCAUCUAUAUGUGACGUGUGUUCGAGAGUUUGGUUGAAAAGAAGGUACACAAAGGCACAUGAAAACACACACUAGCGAUUAAUCAUCUAUAUGUGACGUGUGUGGUCAAGAGUUUGGUCGGAAAGAUCUUCGAAGCUCUACAUCGAGCUCUACAUAGGCACAUGAAAACACAGUACUUAGCGAUUGAACAUCAAAAUGUCUUGGUGUGUGGUAUAGAGGAUUCAGUAUUACUUUUUGAAAACACAAUUGUUUAUAACUUUA
Mytilus trossulus (common blue mussel) is the source of this 2207-nucleotide messenger RNA. RefSeq names its product zinc finger protein OZF-like. The coding region runs from base 512 to 1864 and encodes 450 amino acids. NCBI's taxonomy places the organism in Eukaryota, Metazoa, Mollusca, Bivalvia, Mytilida, Mytilidae. Gene Ontology annotation, molecular function: DNA-binding transcription factor activity; RNA polymerase II cis-regulatory region sequence-specific DNA binding. The record is from RefSeq and is a predicted model, not a curated record. The transcript is spliced from 3 exons. Gene Ontology annotation, biological process: regulation of transcription by RNA polymerase II.